This is a messenger RNA of Boeremia exigua, 1222 nucleotides long. RefSeq lists its product as uncharacterized. The record is from RefSeq and is a predicted model, not a curated record. The transcript is spliced from 2 exons. Bases 233 to 1126 code for a protein of 297 amino acids. Lineage: Eukaryota; Fungi; Ascomycota; Dothideomycetes; Pleosporales; Didymellaceae.
UCGUUCAGACAAUCGCCGGUGGUUCAGGAUUGACCUAUGAGCAGCGUCGGUGGUCUUCAUCUCAGCAUCGGCGGGGACCAGGGUACCUCCGGAUGCGCAAGGAUCUUGAGCAUGGUACUGAAGACUUGAUGGAGCUUGCCCAAAUCAGGAUUGCAGAGGUCGGUGAUCAGUAUAAGUAGGCGGAGCUUCCUGGACUUCGGACGACAUCUGGUGUCAGCAGCAAUCUCUCGCAAUGGUGAACCCUUCAGUGCUCGCUGCAGCUUGCUUGCUCGCCAGCCCUCUCGUCAAUGCCUCUGGUGGAAAGAAUGAGCAUAAACCCGAAUAUGCACCCAACUACUCGACCCCAAUUUCAUACGGCAACAUAACCUCCAUCCUCGACCAAAUCCAGGCCCGCGGCUACCUCAAAGUCGGCACAACAGGCGACUACAAGCCCUUCUCCUACAAAGUCACAAACCGCACCGCCCUGCCUGCCACGCCCGCCAUAAACACCACCUACAUCGGCGCCGACAUCGACCUCGCGCAAGCCCUCUCCAACUCCCUCGGCCUGGCCAAACCCGUCCAAUUCGUCCCCACCAUCUGGGCAAACCUCACCUCCGACCUCGCAGCGCACGCCUUCGACGUCGCCAUGAGCGGCGUCAGCAUCACGCUCGCGCGCGCGCAGAAAGUCUUCUUCUCGACCGCGGUGCAGCGCGUCGGCAAAGCAGCGUGCGUGCGGUGCGCAGACCUGGCGCGGUUCUCGUCGCUCGCGGCCAUCGACGCCGCAGGCGUCAGGGUGGCGGUGAACCCGGGUGGCACGAACGAGGCGUUCGACCGGGCGAAUCUGAAAACCGCGACGAUCGUGGUGGUGCCGGAUAACAACGCGGUGUACAAGGCGGUCAUGGACGGCGAGGCGGAUGCGAUGAUCAGCGACGUGAUUGAGGUUGAGCUGCAGGUGCGGUUGCAUCCGGACGUGCUGUGUAUUGUGAAUCCGGACCAGGCGUUUACGUUUGAGGAGCUGGGGUAUAUGGUUGCGCGCGAUGUGGUGUGGAAGCAGUAUCUGGAUUUGUUUGUGCAUGUGCAGCUGGGGAGCGGGGCGUGGAAUGGCACGCUGGAGAAGUGGAUGUCUUAUAAGUGGCCGUCGGUGUAGAUGGGCUCGUAGACGAGAGUGUUUUAGUAGGAUCAUGGAAUCGUUUCUAUGCUAAAAAGAGGCAGAUCUUGUACAAACAGUGACUUUAUCUGCGUG